AGAAUAUAAAGGACCUCCGCACCACUGCAACUGAGCUUGAAGUUGAGGCUCACACAAACAACACCCAGAGACCUUUCGCAGUCUUUUCUCUCCUUGUUUUUGUUUGUUCGUAAAAAAUCAAACCCCCAAUACCACUACCGCUUCUUCUCUGCCACUGCAAUUCUAAGCAAAUCUAAUAUUUCAGUGUAAUUAUAUAUGUAUAUUUUAUGUAUUUACUCAUAUAUAUUUAGUUGUAUAUGUAUUGCAUAUAUAUACCAUUUCUAUCAUAUAGAGCGAGUUAGCUGUAUGCCUCUUGCCAGUGACCUGUAUCAUUUAGUUAUAAGCAUUAAUCAUAUUUUCAUUUGAACAUCUUUUUUUUUUUUUUUGGGUUUAAUAGUGAAAGAAGAAUCAUAUUUUUCAUGGAUGAAAUGUGUGGGUUUAACUCAAGUGGUGAUUACCCGGAUAAGGCGUGGUUGUCACCGGAGAAUCAACUGAUAUUUCCUUCUGAUUACUCCUCUCUUCUUUUUACGGGUCGGAUUCCCACCUUCGGAUCCGAUGAGUUAUUAUCUGCCGCCUCCGUACCCUCGGAAGCUCCUCCAAUCAGACCUGAGAUUCAGCGAGAAGAAGAUAUGUCUACUAUUGUCAAAGCCAAAAUCGCUUCUCACCCAUGUUAUCCAAGACUUCUUGAAGCUUAUAUAGAUUGCCAGAAGGUCGGGGCACCUCCAGAGGUAGCAUGUUUAUUAGAUGAAAUUCGGCGAGAGAACGAUCUUUCUAAGCGAGACAUUGUGCCUACGUGCUUGGGAGCUGAUCCUGAGCUUGAUGAGUUCAUGGAAACCUACUGUGACAUGUUAGUGAAGUAUAAAUCUGAUCUUGCAAGGCCGUUUGAUGAAGCCACUACCUUUUUAAACAAUGUUGAAAAGCAGCUUCGCAAUCUCUGCACUAGUGCCUCCGUUAGAAGUCUUUCUGUGAUGUUGGCAGAGGAGGGUGGUGCAUCAUCGGAUGAAGAUUACAGUGCUGGGGAGACCGAGGCACCAGACUCUCAAAUUCGAGAGGAAGAUAGAGAUCUUAAAGAUAAACUUCUACGUAAGUUUGGAGGUCACAUUGGCUCAUUGAAGUUAGAAUUCUCAAAGAAGAAGAAGAAAGGGAAGCUCCCAAAAGAAGCUCGCCAACUACUACUUGAGUGGUGGAAUCAUCACUACAAAUGGCCAUACCCAACGGAAGGAGACAAGAUGGCGUUGGCCGAAUCAACGGGGUUAGACCAGAAACAAAUAAACAAUUGGUUUAUAAAUCAAAGAAAGCGACACUGGAAACCGUCGGAGAAUAUGCAGUUGGCAGUAAUGGAUAACCUAUCGGGACCAUUAUUUACAGACGAUUGAAUUACAUUUGAAUUGCAUGCAUGCAUGUACAUUCUCCAUUAAUUCUAUCUUCUCAUCCAUGAAUCAAUGGCUGUGUAAACAAGCUUUCUGUAUAUUCUAAUUAUAUGUGAACCCAGCUCUCCUGACUUUGAGACA
Molecule: messenger RNA, 1490 nt
Organism: Mangifera indica (mango)
Lineage: Eukaryota; Viridiplantae; Streptophyta; Magnoliopsida; Sapindales; Anacardiaceae
Product: homeobox protein knotted-1-like 6
Exons: 5
Coding region: 399-1355 (318 amino acids)
Biological process (GO): regulation of DNA-templated transcription
Cellular component (GO): nucleus
Molecular function (GO): DNA-binding transcription factor activity, RNA polymerase II-specific; DNA binding
Source: RefSeq, a predicted model, not a curated record